Messenger RNA from Bubalus bubalis (water buffalo), 1389 nucleotides. It is a transcript of the gene RD3L, whose product is annotated as RD3 like. The coding region runs from base 496 to 1092 and encodes 198 amino acids. The record is from RefSeq and is a predicted model, not a curated record. The transcript has 3 exons. NCBI's taxonomy places the organism in Eukaryota, Metazoa, Chordata, Mammalia, Artiodactyla, Bovidae.
ACUAAACUGUGACCUGCAGCUACGCACACAGAGCAUCACAUCAUGCGGCAGCCUUCACUUUAGCUGGGAGCGCAUCUGUGGUGCUUCAGACGACCUUUCUUCAUCUCUUCACCGAAGAUAUGUCUAAAUGCAUUUAGGACCAGAAUCCGUGGCUGCCGGCAUCUUUUUCAAAGAGACAGCUACAUUCAGAAGGCAAAGCGUUAUAUAAUUUGUAAAGAUUAAAUAGUGAGUUAUUUUUGUCCUUUCUUCUAGGUUACUUACAAGGUGGAUUAAGGAGCAUUCUCUCCAAACGAAGACAUCACGGCCUCAUUCCUAACACAGAAAGUUAUUUAUUUUGAAGACGGUUUCAGUGGGGAAAGGAGGCAGCUCAUUCUCUCAACAGGGGACCCAUCCAGGAGGAGGAGACGUGCCUGUGUGAAGCACAGGUCCAUCACCAAUUCAAGUGAACUCUUUAGCAACAGGCCACGCUGGACCCAGCAACUUCACAGGCUUAAAAUGCCAUUUUUUGGCUGGAUGAAAUGGCCAAAAUAUGAUUCCUACAAAUCCACACACUACCCUGACUCAGAUGUAGUGACAAAGACUCUGCUUCGGGAAUUAAAAUGGCAUCUGAAGGAACGGGAGAGACUGAUGCAAGAGAUCGAAAAUGAGCAAAAAGUGAAAAAAACAGGUGUGGAUUACAACUGGCUGAGAAGCUACCAGCAUCCCCACACAGCCAUUCCAGCUACUGAACAAAGACAACUCGAAGUUCUCUGCUCACAGGUUCAACCGUGCCAAACGGGAACUGUUCUCAGCAGAUUUCGAGAAGUUCUGGCAGAAAAUGAUGUACUGCCAUGGGAAAUCGUCUACAUCUUCAAGCAAGUUCUGAGAGACUUCCUGAGCAGCGCUGAUGGGGGCAGUCAGCAGGAGUGCCUGGAAGGGUCCCAGAGCGCAGCCUGCCCUGUGCGCUCCGUGACCCCAGGGGGCAGCUCCGAGGGUCCAGAGAAAGAUGAAAUCCCCACCAUCUCAAGUUAUGUAGACAGAAACACAAAGAACAGGUUCCCAACAUUCUCACAUCGAAUAUGGAACCUACCGUACUACUACCCAUCAAGUUAAGUUACCUAUACCCAGAGAGAAGAGUUUUUUGGUGACCAUCUUAGCAUCAGAACUCUUAACAUUAAGAGAAAGUGAUGUGACUUGAUGUUACUCUUUGUUGCAAGAUCAGAAGCUAAAAUUUCUGUGAUGUAGCUGUUAUUUGAAAUAGUGUUCCUUUUCUAGCCACUUUUAAAAUGCAAUGUUUUCACUGAACAGUAUGCUUUUAACUAAAAUAUUUCCUAAAUAUUUUGAAAAACUGUUUGAAGUAUUUUCUUAUACCUCAAACACAACUCACAGGAACUAAGUUUUAUUCUGAAA